UCAUUUUUCCUUCCGUCCCCACCUUUCCCAGAAAAAGAAACAGAGAGAAAGAAAAAGAGGGUCAGAGACUAAGAAUAGAGAAAACACACUCACAGAGAGUGAGAGAGGAGAUAGAUGAUGACGUACGCAGCCACAGCUUCAAGGCCGCUGUGUUCUUCACGAACCCAAGUGCCCAUUUCGCCGAUUGUGAAGGGCACUGCCCUCAACAGCAAUGGUAUUAUCAAUUGCCGUCGGAGAAGCAAUGGCGUCUGUGUGAUAAAGGCCAUGAAAAGCUCGUCUCCUCCACGACUGACCUUGUCGAGCAAUUGGGAUUUUCCCUCAGCUACAACUUCAGCUCCAAGGCUGCCCAGAUUCGAAGAGCUCGAUACCACCAACAUGCUUCUCCGUCAAAGAAUCAUCUUUCUGGGUUCUCAGGUAGAUGACAUGACAGCAGAUUUGAUCAUAAGCCAACUUCUAUUUCUAGAUGCCGAGGACCCGAAAAAGGAUAUUAAAUUGUUUAUCAAUUCGCCUGGUGGUUCUGUUACUGCUGGAAUGGGAAUAUAUGAUGCAAUGAAAUUGUGCAAGGCAGAUGUUUCAACUGUUUGCCUGGGGCUUGCUGCUUCUAUGGGGGCCUUUCUUCUUGCUGCUGGCACAAAAGGAAAGAGAUUCUGCAUGCCCAAUGCAAGAGUGAUGAUCCAUCAACCCCUUGGAACUGCCGGGGGAAAAGCAACAGAAAUGGGUAUUCGAAUUAGAGAAAUGGUGUACCACAAGAUUAAAUUGAACAAAAUAUUCUCAAGAAUCACGGGGAAGCCUUUGGAGCAGAUUGAAGAGGACACGGACCGUGAUAAUUUCAUGAAUCCUUGGGAAGCUAGGGAUUAUGGGUUGAUUGAUGUCGUUAUCGAUGAUGGAAAGCCAGGCUUAGUUGCACCCAUUGGAGAUUUCACACCUCCACCAAGAACACGAGUCUGGGAUCAGUGGAAAGUUGAAGGGAGCAAGAAAUCGAGAAAGAACUUGCCCUCAGAACAAAGGAUUUCUGACACUGAAAGAGGGGACGAGAGGGAAAAGGAAGCACCCGCUGCUAUAUGAGGCAUUGUGGUAGACUGAUCUUGUGCUUUUUACCUUUGGUUUAUUUUGAUUAUGUUGUACUCCUCACCUCAUAAUCUUGUAAAUCAUUUGUCCAAAUGGUGAAAGUAGAUUAUUCAGGAUCUGCUCGGAGAUUAUUCCGUCGGAAAGCGCAAAUUUAAAUGUUAAACAGAAUUUGCUUCUC
Pyrus x bretschneideri (Chinese white pear) is the source of this 1246-nucleotide messenger RNA. RefSeq names its product ATP-dependent Clp protease proteolytic subunit 3, chloroplastic-like. The record is from RefSeq and is a predicted model, not a curated record. NCBI's taxonomy places the organism in Eukaryota, Viridiplantae, Streptophyta, Magnoliopsida, Rosales, Rosaceae. Gene Ontology annotation, cellular component: endopeptidase Clp complex. Gene Ontology annotation, molecular function: ATP-dependent peptidase activity; ATPase binding; serine-type endopeptidase activity. Gene Ontology annotation, biological process: protein quality control for misfolded or incompletely synthesized proteins. Bases 115 to 1065 code for a protein of 316 amino acids. The transcript has 5 exons.